Lasiosphaeria miniovina is the source of this 2340-nucleotide messenger RNA. RefSeq lists its product as uncharacterized. Lineage: Eukaryota; Fungi; Ascomycota; Sordariomycetes; Sordariales; Lasiosphaeriaceae. The transcript has a single exon. The coding region runs from base 1 to 2340 and encodes 779 amino acids. The record is from RefSeq and is a predicted model, not a curated record.
AUGGCUGUGAAGCAAAAGAAUCGAGCGACGGUCAAAUAUCAACUAGAUCUCGCCAAAAGACUCGAUGCCCGCCGUCACCUCCAACCUAUCUUCAACAAAAAGGGUCAAGAGCUGGCCAAUCUCAGACUAGUCUAUGUCGAGUGUGGCGAACUUGCGCUGUUCAAUGAGCAGUUGUCAGCUCGAGACAACAAGGAUCGACAGUCAUUCGAGAUUUUUCCCGCCUCUUUCAUUUUCGCCGACAAUGCAGCUGCCGCCGACAAUACAGCUGUUACAUGGACGGGUGUCAACAGCGGGCCCGCCACAUUCAUGAUGGUUUUCAGCAUCUACCUAAUUGCUGGCCCCAUCAUUGAAGAGCUCCGUCCGUCUAUGGCUGACAUUACGUCUCUGGGGAUGACAUCCAAGCCCGUGGCUCGCGUGGUUGCUUCCUGGACCGCGGUUUGGAACAUCAUGUCGGAAGCCCCCCCGCCAUACAUCCCCGAGAGAGGCGUGACGACUAAGUCUACCAUCCAGGACCGGGGUUUGGUGAUCACGUCAAGCGGAUGGAACACUGAAACCGAGCAAAGCUACUGUGCAAGGCUUGCUGCAAUGAUCAAGGUUUUCCAGUCCGAUUUCUCAGAUUUCCGACACAUCACGUUCCACAAACUUCCGUUUUUCAACGUCAAAGCGUUUGAACUUCUCGUCCAGCAGAUGCCAAACCUCGAAACGGUGUCUAUCCAACAAUGCCUAUUGAUGGACUACACAAAGCUGCCAAGCUUGCUUCGAGUCAUUGCGGCCAACCCACGCAGCCCUGGCGCAAAGCAUGGCUACAUUCGUUUCGAUUUUGGUCCGCAGUUCUUCGCAGGCCCAAAUGAUCCGAACCGCAAGGGGUCGUACGGUGUGACCCACCAUGUCCCGACUUUCCACAUUCCCAAGUCUGUUUUCGCCCUGGUUUUGGGUUGCCGGCAAGUGUGCAAAAUGGUCGGAUUUGACCCGCUUGACCUGCACGAAUCCUUUUUCACAUUCGUGUGCCGUCUCCCCGGCCCGGAGCUCUGGGCUUUCAAAGCUCGAGACGCAGUCAUCGCAUGGGAGGUGGAAAUCGCCCGUGGACAAGGACCGGAAGAUGAGGUGCAGCUUUGGAAUAGGUUCACGGCAGACCUGACUGCCGCCCUGUCGGGCGACAAUGUCGAGCUAGGCAAUUUGCCUCGAAAAAUGCGCCGGCUUCAGAAGUCGGCACCAUCGAUCGACUAUCGUCAGGAGAGACAGCAAUGCACUAGUUGCCGGGCGUCGCCCCCACUGUCCCUAUUCCGAUACAAGACAAGAGAUUGCUAUGGUUGCCAAGCGGUACAAUUUGUCAAUGAGUGCGAGGAUUCCCAUUUCCGGCACUGGAUAAACGCUGCGACAAACGCGUAUCUCUACCCGGGAGCGAAGGACAGUACUCCCGUCUACAUGCGAGGGUUAAACCCCAACACUCCGGUAAGCAGGGCCGCGGAAACUGCAAGGCUCGAGAAGAUUACACAGCAAACCUCGGGCAACCUGCAGCAACCUGCAGCUGCCGCGCAGCAACCAAACUACGAGUCGCAGUCGACAACGGCAGCUGAUGGAGGCCGCGUUCAUUGGGUUGUGCCGCAAAGCCCGCAUGAGAACACCGCCCUCCAGGUUCUCAUUAACUGGAGUACCCGCAGUUGUGAGGAAGAAGAAUACUCAAUGAAAUUGGGCUUUUGGAUUGCUAGGCAUAUUGAUAACUGCCAUCGCUAUUACAAGAACAUUGAGCCGGGAAAGCUGGCCCCGCUAUAUCCAGAGCCUGUGGCCGAAGGUUCGGACAAUAUUGGAGCGUCAUUGCGGCGGUUGCACUAUCGGAUGCACCAGGAGUUCGGUCCCGUCGAUCACAGCCAAGGGGGUCCCCAGAGAGAACACCCAGCAAAGAAGCCGAGUACGCUUUGCACGACCCCAGCUGGCCAGACGGUCAUCCAGCCCGAGGAGCUCUUCAACCAUGGUUUUGGAUGGAAUCGAAAGACCGAUGAGAUGUGGGGACGUGCAUUUAUCAAGCGCGUCAUGAACGGAUACCAGGGCAACAAGGAAACUGACCCAGACUUCAUCCCCACCGGGUAUCUUCACCACCCGCGUGUCAUCAAUGAGCUUUGGGAUGUCGUGAAAAAUCCAAGGCGCGAGGAAGACCGUCGUAUGGUCAUGCACGAAGUACGGAUGAGGCAGAAUGAGUUUGACAGGGACGUGAUGAUGUGGUCCCGAGGCAGAGUUGAAAAUGACCUGCACUUGAUGUGGUGCCCAGGAAAUCAGUCGUUCUCUAAUGAUAAUGCCUGGAACGGCCGGGAUCCUAAGUGGGAAUCGACUCCACACCGCUAG